Suillus paluster is the source of this 1620-nucleotide messenger RNA. RefSeq lists its product as uncharacterized. Bases 1 to 1620 code for a protein of 539 amino acids. The record is from RefSeq and is a predicted model, not a curated record. The transcript has 6 exons. Lineage: Eukaryota; Fungi; Basidiomycota; Agaricomycetes; Boletales; Suillaceae.
AUGUUUCACGUUGAUAGCCGGUAUUUUAUUUCCGAGGCCGAGGUAGACCAAUUCAAGGAUGACGUUCGGUGUCGAACCGGUGAAUCCUCCACGGUAGAAUCAACGAUAUCGAGCACUUGCACAGAGAACUGGACUGCAGCCAAGGCUGUGGACAAUGAUAAAAUUACUGUGUUUGACCAGACAGGGAUUUUUCUUUUAGCGUGUCGUCAUGGGCUCAUCGAAAGUGUAACUGAAAUGAAACACAGCGGUGAACUCGCAAAAUAUGGUCUGGCCACAGUCAACAGACUGCUCGACGUCUGCGGCGCGGAUCAGGCUAUCGGACACGAUAUUGCAUGCUCAUCUUGCAAAACAAUCGCGACAAGUUCUAUUGGAGUCAAGGCAGCUGGACUAAAUCUACAGGUUGUUGUAAACGCCUUCCACAGCUUUUCUCAUGACCGCCGCUGCGCAUUUCUUUACAACAACUAUGUUCAAGCUCUUCAGAUCAUUGAGACCAACACACCCGUCCUCGAGGAAUUCAAGCAGCUCCAUGAUCUUACGGAUGCAGACUUCGUAAACUGGCGAAAUGAGGAGUUUGAGUAUCUCAGCAAGGUUGCUACGGAACCUACUUCGGAUGCAAUUGUAGUGGCUUAUGUUGAACAGCUUGAGAAGCUUCAAUAUGCGGAAGAAACAUAUGGCCGUCUUACUUCCGUGCCCUUUCUGACGUACACUCCCACAAAUUUCACUCGCACAUCUGGCCUCAAUGCCACCGCUCGCAACAAUUCCGGAGCAUUCGAAUCUGAGCAUGCAUCUGCGCUAUGCAAAUAUGAGCUGCAAUUGAAUGUUGUCGAAGAUUUCAAGCAUUGUCACAGCAUUACGGAGCAGUGGCUACCGCAUGACCCAAAAUACACCCAAGCAGUCAGAUAUUCUCAGGAACGUCAAUUCAUUCAUGCGGUUGAGGAAUUGGAGGGCUUAGUUGUUCGGCGUCUUUUUGAGUUAUCAAAGGCUAAUCUUGCCGGCACUGGCUACAAGAUGAGAAAGUAUAUCUCAAAGGCCAUCACACGAUGUUCGGCUGCCAUCCGAACGGCUUUGGAGAAGUACAAUAGACUCGCACCCUUACAAAAUCCACCACGUCCUGUGCUCGACUAUACUGAAAUCGUCGGUUACGCAUCCCUCGGUGAAUUUUCGGUUCUGAAACACUCACGCCACGAUAUCCUUACAAAACCAUGGACUGUGUCUGCUAAUCGCGAGAUGGCCGUGAGGUAUUUCAAAUUGGUGCGAUCACACGAAGAGAUUGUACAGCUCAACGUCGAGAUCAAACACUUACAUUGUUGGGUUGAGCACGAGGACAGGACCACGUUGGAAGCUAUUGAUUCACUCCUCACUGAUGACCCAGAUUCUCCAUUCAUAGCUGAGUUGAAGACAUUGUAUGCCAAGCACCACCGUGUCAACAACAACCAUCGCAAGCGACUCCAACAAAUUUACGCACUCGACAGAUACACAGGUGAUCGUCUUCCUACAGACCAGACAGUGACUGCAUCCAAUGGAGACAGAGAUGACGAGGGUAGCGUGAAUGGUCCUGAAGAUGAUGCUAUGAACGAGGAGGCCAUGAGACUUGAAGAUUUAGUAUCGCAUUCUUUGUAA